AUGUGGCCAGUUCUUCCCAGUGGCCAAAUUAAUGAGGAUUUUGACUGGCCCCUUGAAGGAUCGCUCAUUCCCAACAGUCCUCCCAUGAAGAGACCCAUCUGUAAGACGCCUGAGCAGCCCGUCCCAGUGAGGCACAGAGUUUUGCAAAAUGGAGACAAGAAUAAAGACAGAGCUCUUCUUAUAAUUGGGCCAGAUAGCUCACUUAGGCAGAAAGCACAGUGUACCAAAAAUUUAAAAUUACCAUCUGCAGCUCGGAGAUUAUUCAAUGAAAAGGGGAUAGAAGUCUUUGCCUUAAAAGAUCUGCAAAGAGAUGAACUGGUUUAUGUGUCAUGUGGAGAAAAUUGGAUUGAUCCUGAUCUGUCCACUUCUCAGCAAAAGAGGCAAAUCUUCCUCAGGAACCUAGCAUCUGAUAUUUCCCGAAUUCAAGCCUUUUGCAGUAUGCAUAAGACACAGGCUCUUGUUUUAGAGGUCCAAAGUGACAUUGGGUCUGGAGCCAAGCUUGCUGUGCAUAAACCUGUAACAAAUUGUGGAGAAGAAAAGCAAAUUUUAGAGCCAAAGGAGAAACAAAUGCAAAAAAAUGCUUCAACCAGCGAAAACAUUUCCGGUGAAAUCCUAGAUGCACAUGCAAGGGCCCACCUCCGAAUGAAGGCUUGUCACACUCUUCUCAAGUAUGCCUGGCAGAAAAAGGCUUCUGACUUCAAUGAGAACGACAGUCUUCCAAAGACAACGGAAGGAGAGCUCUUUGAAAAAGUGGAGCUACAGAAGAAAUCCAGCCUUUCACCAAGGUGUGACCAGUUGCAGAAGCUUUGCCGUCAGCAGUUUGAAUACAGAGAUGGAAGGAUUAUAAGCCACGUUGCACCUCAGCUUGUUUUGGGGGUACAAAGUCACAACCUCCAUUCAGGGACGGAUGUAGUUUUGGUGGAAAAGAAAGCUGAUGAUGGUCAUCAAUGCUGGAUACACAACGAAGGCAGCAGGACUUUUCACCUGCUGAGUAACCCAGACCUUGUGCUGGCUGUGUCUAUGAACAAGGCUGGAAAUGAAGUUGAGGGAUUUCCAGUUAUUGUCCAGAAAUAUAAGCCCUAUAACAAUGGGACUUCCAAUCAAAAGUGGCAUUAUAUUGAAAAUAGGAAAGCCUUUAUGGCCUUUCACAGCACAGAGCUGAACAAGAAAAUCACUGCAGCAAAUUAUGCUGGUGUUUGUACAUCUUCUGUGAUUAAAGAAGAGAACAUUGACCAACCGGGCUAUUAUUAUCUCUCACCUGGUGGAAAGAGAACAAUAAUGCUCUGCUUGGCUUGUGGACAAGCCAGGAGAGCAAAACAGGGACUGAAGCAGCUGCUACCUGGGACCUCAUUCCUCUGUGCCUCUGGCUCACAGACCCAGAAACCCUUCUCACUAGGACCCUUCAAGGCAAUCACUGUGGUCAAGGCUGAUUUAUCAUCUUACAAGGCUGAACAGACUUUAAGUUAUUAUGAAGGACUUCUAUUAUCUUUACGGAUGAAAACUUGCACUUGGGCUGUAUCUCAUGGUAGUGUGUCAAGUACACAGCAAAAAGCACUGAAAAUAAUUGCAUACAAAAAUGGAGCUGGCUAUCAUAAUGGGAAGUUAAUUGUGGCUGAAACAUUCCCCAUGCUUCUUACAGAAUGCACGAAACAACUGGGUCUUUCCAGAGUAGCUUCCAAGCUAUAUACCAAAGAUGGGACCAUAAUUCACACUUUGCAUGAUUUGGUUUCAUGGGCUGUAGAUGAAUCCUUCAUCCAGAGAGACUCUAAAGAUACAAAGAGACAUGCAAACCCUGUUGGAACAGAAGAGACAGCUAUUAAAGAAAUCCCCAAAACAGAAGUGCAAAGCAAAUCACUCCUAAAGCCUGUGACAUCUGAUCAUUUGUGUGGUAUAGAUGAGUCUUUGUUUGACCUUGUCUUCAGAAAUCCUAUUGCCAUCUGGGUGUCUUGUGGUGAACCAUUUUUACCUUUGAAUGCUCUGCAGAAAGAAAAAUUGGAGAAGCAGAACUGGAUAAAAAAGGACAAAAUUUUGGCUGAUCUAGAUACUAUGAAACACAAACUGAGGCAGUUGAAAGGGAGGCGAGUUGCAGCAUGUCAGCCAACUAUCCUGGUUCCAACCAAAAGCGCUGUGCAGCCAGUGGUGGUAGAGGGAGGCUGGACUCAGCAGAGUCAAGAGGAAAUUAAGCUCGUGGAACUUAUAAGACAUACAGAGGCACACCUUUCUGAAGUCCAAGAUCUGCAGUUCAAAGGAGAGUCUCCAAUUUCAACUAAACAUGCAGAAGUUAAGCAGAGCCGCCUGUACAAGCAACCCAACAUGAAACGAGUAUGGGUUUACCUAAAUGGAGGCAGACCUGAAGAUGGAACUUAUGCCUGGGGCAGAACUAUUUCAGAGCUCCUGGAUGCCUGCUCGUCUCGUCUUAAAAUGGUCCACCCAGCCAGAAGGCUGUAUACCCCAGAAGGAGAGCAGAUUCACUCAUGGGAUGACAUUGAGCGCGAUAUGGUCAUCUGUGUGUCCAUGGGUCAUAGUUUUGUAACUCAGAGAGAGUUAAAUCAAAUGAUGGAGAUUAGAGCAAAUUACACCAGAAUCCGAAGGCAGAAGGGCCCACAAGCCACAGAUGUUGUGAUAUCUUCCUCAUCCAAGUUGCUAUCUCUGGUACAUUUGUACAAUUAA
This is a messenger RNA of Elephantulus edwardii (Cape elephant shrew), 2670 nucleotides long. RefSeq names its product doublecortin domain containing 5 (gene DCDC5). The transcript has 18 exons. Gene Ontology annotation, molecular function: microtubule binding. Gene Ontology annotation, biological process: intracellular signal transduction; regulation of mitotic cytokinesis. The coding region runs from base 1 to 2670 and encodes 889 amino acids. The record is from RefSeq and is a predicted model, not a curated record. NCBI's taxonomy places the organism in Eukaryota, Metazoa, Chordata, Mammalia, Macroscelidea, Macroscelididae.